Molecule: messenger RNA, 7964 nt
Organism: Hypomesus transpacificus
Lineage: Eukaryota; Metazoa; Chordata; Actinopteri; Osmeriformes; Osmeridae
Product: voltage-dependent R-type calcium channel subunit alpha-1E-like
Exons: 45
Coding region: 7-6474 (2155 amino acids)
Biological process (GO): chemical synaptic transmission; calcium ion import across plasma membrane
Cellular component (GO): membrane; neuronal cell body; voltage-gated calcium channel complex
Molecular function (GO): high voltage-gated calcium channel activity
Source: RefSeq, a predicted model, not a curated record
GAGUACAUGAUCCUGGCCACCAUCACAGCCAACUGCAUCGUGCUGGCCCUGGAGCAACACCUCCCUGGAGAAGACAAGACCCCCAUGGCCAAACGACUGGAGAAGACGGAGCCCUACUUUGUUGGGAUCUUCUGCUUGGAGGCGGGGAUCAAGCUGCUGGCCCUGGGGUUUGUGUUCCAUAAAGGCUCGUACCUGAGGAACGGCUGGAACGUCAUGGACUUCAUCGUGGUGCUCAGCGGCAUCCUAGCCACUGCGGGGGCUCAUAUGAACAUUCCAGUGGACCUGCGCACCCUGAGGGCAGUCAGAGUCCUGAGGCCUCUCAAACUGGUGUCUGGGAUCCCCAGCCUGCAGAUUGUUCUGAAGUCCAUCAUGAAGGCCAUGGUUCCUCUGCUCCAGAUCGGCCUGCUCCUCUUCUUCGCCAUCCUCAUGUUCGCCAUCAUCGGCCUGGAGUUCUACAGCGGCAAGCUGCACCACACCUGCCUGCCCGCUGCCGACAUCCUGGACAACGAGACGGUGGACACGUCCGAGGCGGAGUUUGCGUGCGGCGUGCGGAGGUGCCCUGACCAAUACGACUGCAACGGCAGCUGGAUCGGUCCCAACGACGGCAUCACCCAGUUCGACAACAUCCUGUUUGCCGUGCUCACUGUCUUCCAGUGCAUCACCAUGGAGGGCUGGACGGCCGUGCUCUACAACGCAAAUGAUGCUCUGGGAUCCAUGUUCAACUGGAUGUACUUCAUUCCCCUCAUCAUUAUCGGCUCAUUCUUCGUUCUCAACCUGGUUCUGGGAGUCCUCUCUGGGGAGUUUGCCAAAGAGAGGGAGAGGGUGGAGAACAGGCGGGCCUUCAUGAAGCUCAGACGUCAGCAGCAGGUGGAGAGAGAGCUGAAUGGGUACCGAGCCUGGAUAGACCGAGCAGAGGAGGUUAUGCUUGCUGAGGAGAACAAAAACUCUGGGAGGUCUGCCUUAGACGUGCUGAAGCGAGCCACCAGCAAGAAAAGCGCGACGCGUCGAGGUGGUCUUGGAGACGAGAAGCAUGCAGAGAUGUGUACCGCAGGAAUGUCUCGAACCAGGGUCAACUUCCGUAGCGGCAGGCGUGGCCCGGCAGCGUACAUGCGCCGUAAGGAGCGCAUGCUGCGCAUCUCCAUCCGCCGCAUGGUGAAGACAGACACCUUCUAUUGGACCGUGCUCAGCCUGGUGGCGCUAAACACCAUCUGCGUGGCCAUCGUCCACCACAACCAGCCGGACUGGCUCUCCAUCUUUCUCUACUAUGCAGAGUUUGUGUUCCUUGGGCUCUUCAUGGCAGAGAUGUUCCUGAAGAUGUACGGUCUGGGGUUCCGUCUGUACUUCCACUCCUCAUUCAACUGCUUUGACUGCGGGGUCAUCUUUGGCAGCAUCUUUGAGGUCGCCUGGGGCUUCAUCCGGCCUGGCAUGUCCUUUGGAAUCAGCGUUCUGAGAGCCCUACGACUCCUGAGGAUCUUCAAGAUCACCAAGUACUGGGCCUCCCUCAGGAACCUGGUGGUGUCUCUCAUGAGCUCCAUGAAGUCCAUCAUCAGCCUGCUCUUCCUCCUCUUCCUCUUCAUUGUGGUCUUUGCCCUGCUGGGCAUGCAGCUCUUCGGGGGCAGGUUCAUCUUUGAAGAUUACACUCCCACCAACUUUGACACGUUUCCAGCUGCCAUCAUGACAGUGUUUCAGAUUCUGACCGGUGAGGACUGGAAUGAGGUGAUGUACAAUGGGAUCAGGUCCCAGGGAGGCGUGCAGUACGGCAUGUGGUCGUCCAUCUACUUCAUAGUCCUCACUCUGUUUGGGAACUAUACAUUGCUGAAUGUGUUCUUGGCCAUUGCUGUGGACAAUCUUGCCAAUGCACAGGAACUGACCAAGGAUGAAGAGGAGGAAGAGGAGUUUUUAAACCACAGAUAUGCUCGGGGCAAAGCCUGUCCGAUGUCUGAGAGGAGGAGACGGCCCUACCUGUACAGGAAGCGAGCUAUCCACCGAGGGCGGCCCGCCUUCCCCGAAGACGAGGAGAGCGGUGGGGGAGGCGGAGACGAGGCCCCUCUCAACAGCACCAACGCCUUCUCCAACCGGCGUGAGAGGAGACGCAAGGUCAACAUGUCCGUGUGGGAGCAAAGAGCCAACCAGCUGCGCAAGCGCCGUCAGAUGGACAGCCAGGAGGUGCUGUUCAGCAGCCCCACGGAGGACACCGUCGAGACCCCCACCAGCACCCACCACGCCCCCACCCUCUCCCCGGACGCCAGCCCCGGACACCUGCCCGAGUCGCCCAUGUCGGUGGCCAUGCCCCUGCCGGAGCCCCCCAUGUCGGUGGCCAUCCCUCUGCCCGAGCCCCCGGACUCCGUCCCUCUCAUGACGCUGACCGAGGAGAGGGCGGGCGGGGUCAGCCACCGGCCCGCCGGCGGGGGCAGGCACAGGGUGGGGCGCAAGUUCCGCCCGGGCCCCGAGGAGGGGGCGAGAGUCCGGAGGCACCGCCACCGCGAGGCCAGGGCCGAGGCCAAGAGCAGAGAGUCUCCUCACGAGGGGGCCAGCCGCUCCGUCAGCAGGGAGAGGAAGGUUCCGGAGGAGAGGGAGGAGAAAGAGGAGAGAGAUCCCACUGAAGUGGAGGGGGGGGAAGCCCAGGAUGAGGGCGGAGUCUGUGCCAUGAACCCUUACGGAGAUAUGGCAGAAGAUCCUCACCGGGCGAGCAUCCCUGAUCCCCCUCUGAGCGAACGCCUCCCUGGGUCUCCGCCCGCGCUGCUGCUGGACUGUGUCCAGACGGAGCAGAGCGAGCUGGGGGAAGCCGGCCUGUACGAGCCCCAGGCCCAGAACCAGGAGCCAGCCUCGGAGCCAGCCUCGGAGCCAGCCUCGCAGCCAGCCUCGGAGCCAGCCUCGGAGCCAGCCUCGGAGCCAGCGGAGCCCAGUGGAGGCAGUGACUCGGAGAACAACCCUGCCUCCCUCAACAGAGAGGGGCCGGGCCCCGAGGGCCCCGAGGACAGCGUGGUGAUAGAGAUGUCUACCCAACCCCUCCUGGAGCUCAGCCACACGACAGUCAACAGCAAGGUGGAGCUGGAGGCCUUCCAGCCGUGCGGGCGGGGCAAGGACGAGGACGCAGCGCUGACGGAGGAGGAGGAGGAGGAGACAGCCCUCGCGCUCAAAGCCGUCCUCCCCGACAGCAUGUUCAUCUUCAAGUCCACCAACCCGAUCAGGCGUAUCUGUCACUACGUGGUGACCCUGCGCUACUUUGAGAUGACCAUCCUGCUGGUCAUUGUGGCCAGCAGCAUCGCCCUGGCUGCUGAGGACCCCGUCUGCACCAACUCUGAACGCAACAAAGUCCUCCGCUACUUCGAUUACGUCUUCACUGGAGUCUUCACCUUCGAAAUGAUCAUCAAGAUGAUAGACCAGGGCCUGAUUCUGCACGACGGCUCCUACUUCCGUGACCUGUGGAACAUUCUGGACUUCAUCGUGGUGGUGGGAGCGCUCAUCGCCUUUGCUCUGACGAAUGUGAUUGGGAAUAACAAAGGCAGGGACAUCAAGACCAUCAAGUCCCUCAGAGUGCUGCGGGUCCUCCGGCCUCUGAAGACCAUCAAGAGGCUCCCCAAACUUAAGGCUGUGUUUGACUGUGUGGUCACCUCCCUGAAGAACGUGCUGAACAUCCUCAUCGUCUACCAGCUGUUCAUGUUCAUCUUCGCUGUCAUCGCUGUGCAGCUCUUCAAGGGGAAGUUCUUCUACUGCAACGACGGCUCCAUGAACACCGAGAAGGAGUGCCAAGGAUACUACAUCGACUACAGCCGAGACAAGAAGGAGGUGAAGAGGAGGGAGUGGAAGAGACAUGAGUUCCACUAUGACAGCGUGUGCUGGGCCCUGCUCACGCUCUUCACCGUGUCCACUGGAGAAGGCUGGCCUCAGGUCCUGCAGCACUCGGUAGACGUGACGGAGGAGGAUCGGGGUCCGAGCCGGGGGAACAGGAUGGAGAUGUCGGUCUUCUACGUGGUGUACUUUGUGGUGUUCCCCUUCUUCUUCGUCAACAUCUUCGUGGCCCUCAUCAUCAUCACCUUCCAGGAGCAGGGGGACAAGAUGAUCCAGGAGUGCAGCCUGGAGAAGAACGAGAGGGCAUGCAUUGACUUUGCCAUCAGCGCCAAGCCCCUGACCCGCUACAUGCCGCAGAACCGGCAGACCUUCCAGUACCGGCUCUGGCACUUUGUGGUGUCGCCAUCCUUCGAGAACACCGUGCUGGUCAUGAUCGCCCUCAACACUGUGGUCCUCAUGAUGAAGUAUCACUCGGCCCCGGCGGCCUACGAUGCCGUCCUGAAACAUCUCAACACAGCCUUCACUGUGCUCUUCUCCCUGGAGUGCAUCCUGAAGAUCAUGGCUUUUGGAUUCGUUAACUACUUUCGAGACACCUGGAAUAUAUUUGACUUCAUCACGGUGCUGGGCAGCAUUACGGAGAUAGUUGUGGAUUUGCAGUCUGUCAACACGUUCAACAUGAGUUUCCUGAAGCUGUUCCGAGCAGCCAGGCUCAUCAAGCUGCUGAGGCAAGGCUACACCAUCCGCAUCCUUCUAUGGACCUUUGUGCAAUCCUUCAAGGCUCUCCCUUAUGUCUGCCUGCUCAUAGCCAUGCUCUUCUUCAUAUACGCCAUCAUUGGAAUGCAGGUGUUUGGAAACAUCAAGCUCAAUGACGAGAGCCACAUCAACCAACACAACAACUUCAAGACCUUCUCCGGUGCUCUGAUGCUGCUGUUUAGGAGUGCGACAGGGGAGUCUUGGCAGGAGAUCAUGUUGUCGUGUCUGGGGGGGCAGGAGUGCGAGCCAGACCCCUCCCUGGCCCCCCUCACCAUGUCUCCAGACCACGAGGGGGGCUGUGGCACUGAGUUUGCCUACUGUUACUUUGUCUCCUUCAUCUUCUUCAGCUCCUUCCUGAUGCUGAAUCUGUUUGUGGCUGUCAUCAUGGAUAACUUUGAGUACCUGACCAGAGACUCCUCCAUCCUUGGCCCUCAUCACCUGGAUGAGUUUGUCCGCAUCUGGGGAGAGUUUGACCGAGCUGCCUGUGGCCGUAUCCACUACACAGCCAUGUAUGAGAUGCUCACACACAUGUCCCCCCCACUGGGCCUGGGGAAGAAGUGUCCUGCCAAGGUGGCCUACAAGAGGCUGGUGUUGAUGAACAUGCCAGUGGACGAGGACAUGUCCGUCCACUUCACCUCCACGCUCAUGUCGCUCAUCCGCACUGCCCUGGAGAUCAAAAUCGCGAGAGGAGGGGAGGACCGCAUAGCCCUGGACACUGAGCUGCAGAAGGAGAUCAGUGUCAUCUGGCCAUAUCUGUCUCAGAAGACGCUGGACCUGCUGGUGCCCAUCAAUAAAGACACUGACAUGACCGUUGGGAAGAUAUAUGCCUCCAUGAUGAUCAUGGACUACUUCAAGCAAAACAAAGCCAAGAAGCUGAGACAGCAAGUGGAAGCGCAGAAAAGCAGUCUGAUGUUCAAAAGUCUGGAUGCCUCCACCCUCCCAGAGGACAUCCUGUCCAACACCCAGCCCCUGUCGCUCAUGCCCCACAGCGCUGGGUCGGCACUAACCAGGGGAGGCUUUGUGGCCCUGAGUCCCAUCUCCCCCCAGGAGCUACUCUGCAUGAAGCCUCUAACUCCAGACCUGGACACCAGCCAGGAGCUCUCGGGGAAGGAUAUGUCUGGGGGCUCUUUGAAGCGCUCCUUAUCGACCAUCGCUGACCAGCGGGUGAACGGCCUGUGGCAGGACGAGGAGAAGAGCAGCCCUGAGAGGCUGUACCGACCGCGCCACAAGAGCUACAAGGCUGCAGUCUCGCGCUCGGACCACUGGCAGCAGGGGGGCAGGGACAAGGAGCGCGGGCGCUCCAAGGAGCGCCGUCACCUCCUUUCCCCGGACGCGUCCCGCUGCAACUCGGAGGAAAGAAGUCAGCAGCCGUCCCUCUCUUCCAGCGUGGAGCGGACACACCCUCUGGACAAACAGGGCAACAGUUCAGACAGCCCGGUACCCUCCACGUCUGAGUCUAGCACCCCUAGUGGCCGGCGGCCUCUGUCCCAGACGCCCACGCGCUCCCACCCGCACGUCUCCUACUCCCCUCUGGUGUGUCGCACGCACCCCUCCAUGGGCCAAGACGAGCUCGGCAGCCCAGAGACCCAGAGGCGCGGGGAGCCGUCCUGGGGGCACGGAGACAGGGCCUCAGGGAAGGGACAGAGUGGGGCAGGCUUCCGGCGCUCUCCCCCUCGUCGCUAUCCAUCGGAGCCCUACUUGGCCAUGCAGGAGGACGACCACAGCCCCGACCCCUCCGGCCACAUGGAGACCCUCACCUUUGAGGCGGCCGUGGCCCACAGUUUGGGACGCGCCAACACCGUCAGCUCGGCCCACCCGCGCUCGCGGACCGGCUGGCAGGUCCCCAACGGACACUUCCGGAAACGGCUGGCACAAACGGUCUCUGUCACAGGCCCCCUCAGCGACACGGAGGAGGAUGACAGGUGCUAGGAAGAGGAGGGGGCAUGAAGAAGCUGCUAGGGACAAGCCUUCUACUGGGAUGCUGAGGAGGGACACUGUCAUUAUUAAUGCAAACAAAACUAUGGUUUUCACCCCUUGAAAGUGGAAUCAUAUUGAAAUUCACACAGUGAAGGACUAUUUAUUUGAUAACUACUCUGUAUAAAUAGUCAUAAUAAAAACCUUGAAUAGCCUUUGAUAUACAGUAAAAAAAAAUAUGAAAUGAAAGGAUAGAAAUGUGGUUCAUGUCAAUAGGAAUUGCCAUUUCUGAAGGUGUUUCUCUAACAUUGAUUCAGUGUUGCUCUUAACAGUGUGUGUGUGGAGUGUGUGAAUUUGUUACUAUGUGCAAAAUAAUGAGAAACAAUAACUUUUAAAGCCAUGGUUUUGUAAAUACAUGUGAUUUGUCAUACAAUUACCUGAAAGAUAUAUGUGGCCAUAUAGAAGGAGUUUCAUACCAGUUUAACUGGCAACAUAUAAAGGAUCUAUUAUGUUGGUUAACUGUUUAAUACUAUUUGUAAAGCUUGUUUGGAGCAGAAACCUGUUGGAAGAACAGUUCUGUGUGUUUCUGCCUCGGCCUGCCCCUUGGUUUUUGUCAUUUGUUGACAUUUAAUCACAAAGGGAAUUGGCCAAAGCAGGAACAGAUUUGCAAAAAUGCUGUGAAUACCGAAAUGUUUCAAAAACUGUCAGUUACUGACAUUUUUGUCAUCAGUUUGACAUAUUUCUUGUCCCUUUAGACUCUAUUGUCAGCAAUAAAUGGUUUCUAUGCUUGUUUUUCACCAAGCAGUCAAUCAAUCACCCCCGACACCUUCACAAAAUUACGUAAUUGGCUUCUAUAGCAGUAUGCAUCCUUCACAAAGAACCAAACUGUGAUUUUUCAGCUGGGCUACACCGGAACAAAUAACAGAAACUGGCUUAGGAGCAUUGUUGAUCAAGUGACAUGAGCAAGCACAUUUCUUUUUGUUCCUUGGACUUUUCUUGUUUCUGGUUUUAUUUUUGGCUAUUUCCCAAUGCCCAUUAGUUAUUAUCUUUAGAGAAUAUGGUACAGCUUAAUUACCAUUUUAUAUUCCGCAACAUUGCACAAUUAUUUCAUAAAGCAUAUUGUGCAAUGUAGAUGUAUGUUUUUUCCCUCCUUUUGAUUUAGCCUGUUUCAUUCUGGAUAAUUCCAUCUGCAAAUGUUUACCUUGCAUUUUCUUUCCACAAUGUGAAUAUACUGUAUGAAUUAAAACACACAGAGACUGUAGAAAGAUGUUUUAACACAACACAUUAAUUUACGUGUUGAGAUGGUUUACUAAUAAUGUACAGUACAAAUAUGCUAUAAGAUGUAGAGAAAACACACUUAAACUCACCUGCUUUAAAAGGAAUAGAGGGGUGUAUGGAAUGUUACUUAAAGGUUGUAAAUGUUUUAUUUGCCUGUAAAGGGUAAUUGUGAAACUCACUUAACCAAAAACACUAAUUGAAUCAAAUGUUCAUGGAAUGCAAAUAGU